Bactrocera dorsalis (oriental fruit fly) is the source of this 3348-nucleotide messenger RNA. RefSeq names its product luc7-like protein 3. Gene Ontology annotation, biological process: mRNA splice site recognition. Gene Ontology annotation, molecular function: mRNA binding. NCBI's taxonomy places the organism in Eukaryota, Metazoa, Arthropoda, Insecta, Diptera, Tephritidae. The coding region runs from base 261 to 1421 and encodes 386 amino acids. Gene Ontology annotation, cellular component: U2-type prespliceosome; U1 snRNP. The record is from RefSeq and is a predicted model, not a curated record. The transcript is spliced from 6 exons.
AAAGUUGAACUGUCAUUCUUGUUCUGCCCUCGUAUUUGUGGAAACUUAAUAGAAAUUUCUUCUCGAAAAAUUUGUAAAAAUAUUGUUUUAAAUAUUUGCAUUUUAUCAAAAUAAGAAGAAAUAGAAGAACUUAAAAAAGAAAUAAACAAUUGUAACAGAAGGUUUUUUAUGAACUUGUUAUUUUGUAUGAACACGAGCAACGUCGUAAUACAGGCAUAAGAAGUGAGGGGUUAUAAGUCGGAAAAAAUUUGUUUUCAACAAUGGUGGACGCAGCACGUCAAAUGCUGGACGAGCUGAUGGGUCGUAAUAGAAAUUUACAUCCAUCCGAAGCGCCGCGUAAAGUUAGUUGGGAUGAUCCGGACUUCUGUCAGUAUUAUAUAGUGAAAUUUUGUCCGCAUGAUCUCUUCAUUAAUACUCGCGCGGAUUUGGGACCGUGCACCCAAAUACAUGACGACGAAGCAAAGCGUUUGUAUGAAGAAGCACGUCCAUCACCUCGUAAGCGUUCUUACGAAGAUGAGUUUUUGCGGUUUUGUAACAACAUGUUAAAUGACGUCGAUCGUAAAAUCCAAAAAGGCAAGCAGCGUCUGCAAUUAAUGCACCGAGAUCAGCCCGCACCUUCGAUACCACUUUCUAAGUACCAGGAACAGUUGAACAAUAUGAACGCACGCAUUAAAAAAUUGCUAUCCGAAGCCGAGGAGGCCGGCAUACGAGGUGAUGUUGAUCAGGCCAAGGAUUUAAUGGCACUUUGCGAGCAAUUAAAAGACGAGAAAGAGGCGCUCGUUGCGCAACACGAACAACAACAGCAAAUACACCAUCAGACAAAUGGUUUAUUGAAAGAAAGCCUGACUACGCCACCGCCAGAGAGUAAUACGGACAAAUCAGAUGGUGAAAAAUCGCCAAAAAGUGAAGAUGGCGGUAGCGACAAGAAAGUUCUGCCUUGGAUGCAAGAUCUGGGUACAUUGCCUGAGAAGCAAAUGGAAGUAUGUGAAAUCUGCGGAGCCUUUCUGAUAGUUGGCGACGCUCAGCAGCGCAUUGAAGACCAUCUAAUGGGAAAACAACAUUUGGGUUAUUCGCGAUUGCGUAAAGCCGUAGAGGAAAUACACGAACGUAGACAAAAGGAUCGCGAGGAGGAGGAGCGCAAGAGGCGCGAGGAACGUGAAAAACGCAGCGCACAGCGCAGCACUUAUAGCCACCAUAACGAACGUAGACGUGAGCACCAUGAUCAUCGCGAACGUGACCGUGAACGCGAGCGUGAGUAUCGCGGACGUUCACGUGAGCACAGCAGCCGACAUUCGGCCGACAAACAUCGACACCAUCACAAAGCAUCACAUCGCAGGCGUUCGCACUCGCGCAGCAACCAUCGACGCAACAGCAGGGAUCGUCACAGUCGCAGCCGUAGCCGUAGCCGCAGUCGGUAUUAAUUACACGCAUUUGUACGUGGCGGAUCGAGGUACUCUCCCCAAAAACAAAUUUAAUAAACUCUAAAAAUCUAGCCCAAUAAAUAAAAUGAAUAUUCUCAAAUCGAAAAACAAGGGGAAAAGUUGUUGCAUUGGCUGAAACCCACAACACUCGUUGGCUAAUUCACUUCUGGCUACUUAUGCACGCGGCAUAAUGACGCCAAAAAUUGCCGUAGGUCCUGUAUCUGUCAUAAUCUAGUCUCUGUUCCGCUGCCAGCGUUAUUUCGAGGUACAUUUCAAGCAAACAAUCUAAAUAAAAAUUAGUUUUAUGAACAAACAAGCUUAUUUGCAAGGUAGUUGGUUUUAAUUUUUGAGUUUUUUGUUUAACUUUUCAUAGCGUGAGUAAAAACACACGUAAACGCAUACGUUUGAGAACGAGUAACUGAAUGUCCUCCAGUACCCAGUUCAGUUGCGCCUACAAGACCAGUCCCCUUCAAACAAACUCGAUACUCGAUAACAAGGUACUUUUUUCUAUUUUUUGGAAUAUUUCUAAUAUGUAGUUUAAAGAAAAAAUCGUUAAACAGUUGUGAUACAGAAAACAAAAAAAAAAAACAAAUUAAUACUCGUAUUUUUCGUACUAUAUAUUCUGGAAGUCAACACGUGAAGAUUACCAUACCAAUGCUAUUUGUAGAUUUUAAGUGACCCGCGUACGCACUCAUAUUCGUACGCCAGUUCGCUACCACUUCGUACGCUCAGUAAACUGCGCACACAUUCACCCACACCGAGGUAAUUGUUUUAAACAAAAAAUCAAAUUUUGCAAAUUGCGUCUUAAUUCUUAUUUAGUAGGAGAAAAAAGAUUUUGUGUGUUGAGAAGUUAUAAAAUAAUAUGGUGGAAGUGAAGGGAUUGAAGUUGAUGUGUGAUUUAUAGUGGAAAACUCAAUUUUUUCAUACCCGCUUUACAAAGAAACCCGCCUUCUACAAGAACAUAACGCCGUCGCAGGCGCUCCGCAACUAUGCACACCCAACGGUAACGGCACUAUCAACUGAACAAUCAUCAUCUACUUCCUUUGUUGAUGCAAUGCGGCACAUGUCAACCAGCCAAGCUGCAGAGGCGCCAUCAACUCAUUGCAGGUAACAGACACCUUCCAAAAAUCAACAUUUCUUUCAAAAACACAAACAGCUGCACACAAUCGCCAGCCCAACACACAGCCAGUGUCUUGCAAUCAACAACAUACAUGCAUAAGCAACAGUACAUGUUUGCGUUGCUAUAACAACAGCAACCGCUGGAUUGAGACCGGACUGCAACCGACUGCCGUUGUGUUAGGCCGCAAAGAACGCCGUUAAACGAGGUGAUUUCUCAAACUAUUUAGUUUUAUGCUUGAGUUUUUUUUUUUGAAAAAAACUUGAAAUAACUAAAAAAUAUAUAAAUUGGUAAAUGGUAAUUAUGCGCCCAAUGAAUUAUCUUACUAAAUUACUUUUUUAAUAAUGUAACUUUUUAACUUUUUUGCAAUUAAAUUGAAAUUAAAAUUGAAACGUAGCGUAAACGUUUUUACAAAAGCGCUUUGAAUUUGCUGCUUUGAGCGCUGCCACCGAAUGCGACUCCUUUUUCACAUUUUCAUAAUAUAAAUUAUUUUUCUUAAACAAAUUCAAUUGAAACAAUAAAUAUACAUUAGCAUAUAUGUACGAAUAGAUAUAAAAGAGUUAAAAAGCUAAAAAAACAUGUAAUAUAAAAUACAACACAUCGACGCUUUGGCGCCUUUUAAAAUUUAGUUUUACGUCAAAUUGACUUUUUACUUGCAUACUACAUAUAUACAUACAUAUAUAAAACUCGCACGCAGUCAGAGCAAAUUAUCCCGUUUUGUAGGUUUAAUUAAUGAUAGCAUAGUAAUUUGUCGUAUACCGAUGGUUGCGAACAUUUUUAAUAAAUUAUGCGUACUUGCACCGAAACUGA